Molecule: messenger RNA, 1430 nt
Organism: Aphanomyces astaci
Lineage: Eukaryota; Oomycota; Saprolegniomycetes; Saprolegniales; Verrucalvaceae
Exons: 8
Coding region: 18-1382 (454 amino acids)
Molecular function (GO): calcium ion binding
Source: RefSeq, a predicted model, not a curated record
UUUUGGUUCGGACCAUCAUGGCAUCUCGGUAUGCAAAGAACAUCAAAGUGCCGGCGGAGUUUCCUGAGAUGCUGCGCAACUUUGCGCGGGAAGUGCUGCGUCACCAAGACAAGAUCAAGACACGCGACGACAUCUUGCAGUACGGGAUCCGGUACUUUACCGAGGUCACGGAGAAGAACGCAGGCGUGAACAACGGCGCCCAGGACGAAAAGGAAGUGUACAUGACCAUGUCGGACGACGAAAUCGAAGAAUACAUGUGGCAAAUCUUCCGUGCGUCCGAUCCGGGCAGCGUCGGCAACUUGGACGAAUGCGAUUUCAAAAAGGUCUUUCACGAAAUGGGCGACUACUUGCAUUUGAGCGCACUCGAACGCAAGAAAUGCGCAGCGGAAGCGGACGAGUUGGACAAUAGCACGUUUUCGUAUGCUGCGUUCAUUCCGUCGGCGCUGCGAGUCAUUUCAACGAUUAAAAAGAAGCGGAACAUUGAAUCGCAUGACGUGGCAGGCGCGUCCAAGGAGUUGGUCGUGGAGACGUCGAACAGUCUGUCCCAUGGCCUUUUGCGCGAAGAGUUUGAGAGCUUGCUGCGAGAAAUCCUUCAUAAUAUUGACAUCGACAACACGGGCACGUUGACUCGUGCCGACUUUAUGGGGUGUCUCCAGGACGCAGACCUGGGGCUCACUCGCAAGGAAACCAACUUGGUGCUGUUCGACACCCCGAGCGACGAGAGCGGCCGCGUCGCGUACGGCGACGUGAUUCCCAUCGUUUUUGACGUGUUGGUGCAUGCGGCAGCCAACGAUUUGCUCGACAUGCCGCGCACGGAAGACCAGAUCGAGAUCGUCUUAACUCGGGCAUUGUCUAGCGGGGACGAAGACGGCACGGGGCUGCUGUCGUUUGCCGCGAUCAAAACGCUUCUCCGGGCGGCGGGCCUCGGCCUCACGCGCAUUCAAAUCAUCGCGCUCAUGUCGGAAGCCCAAGAAGAAGAGGACGACUCGGUCGCGUACGACCGCUUUGUCAAGAACAUUGCGCCCAUGGCGUUGAGCUUUAUCGACUACGACCACCAGGCAAAGAUGGCGCAGAUCGUCCCGGCGUACCGUAGCACGGAAGAGUACUUUACCGUACAAGGCAUGAACCAGCAAGAGUUUGAGAAUGCGCUGGGGAUUGCGUUUGAAGCCAUUGAUGAAACGCAUCGCGGCAGUGUGCCGCGCCACGAAGUCGUCGAAGCGAUCCAGAAUGCGCUGCCCAAGAUUUCGUCCAAGCACGUGUCGACGUUGCUAGCGUUGGGGGACGUGGAUGCGAAUGGCGAUAUGGAGUACGCCGUCAAGAUCCACAACGGAUUCCAGGCGUUGCAAUGGCUGCAAGAAUACGAAGCCCUCGGGAAACAAUAAAAACACGCUUCGUAAGAAUAAAAUAAAGUUGCUUUAUAUGAUUGUGAA